UUGACAGAGACCAGGCUGGAUUUUUCAGCAGGGUGAUUCACUAGAUAGUGAAUGUAGAUACGCUAGAAGAGAAGUGAUUAAAAUGGCAGUGUAUCUUUAGAUCUUUAUCUGUGGUUUCAUGUCUGGUUAAGGACCAUGUUUUGGGAAAGAUGAGUGGUCAUCCACAAAUGAGGGUUGAAUUUCACUCAGCUUGAGACUAGGAAUGAAUCCAUCAAAAAAAAAAAAAAAAAAAAAAAUGAGUGAAAUUCAACCCUAUUAUGGUGUUUCCCAGACUGUCUUGUCUCUUUAAGACAGCCACACCGUGUAUGUGAUUAAUUCAGUGUGAUGCGAUGCUCUGACAGGAGCCCAUUUUCCCCUACAUGUAGCUUGCUGCUCUGGUAUUGUGUACACGGGGGGGAAAAUACACUUGGCACCAACGAAGAUUUCCUAUUAGAUCACAAAACCCAGGAAUAUAAAAGCUGAAAUCAUCGUUUUUCUUGAUGUGAAGAUGCUCUGAUAGCCUGAAGGACUUCUCAGCCGUUUUAACGUCUUAACGGUUUAAAAAAAAAAAUCAAUUUAAACAAAGGGCACGCGCGUCUGCCGUUAUUUCCAACUGAACACUCGUCGCCUCAGAUCAACUGCGCGUGAUGUCGUCGGCAAAACACGGUCUCGAGGAGGCAGCAGGAAGGCAGCCCAUGACUCAGCCGCUGAACCAAAUGGCUCCUCCACCAUACCUGGCGUCGCAGGACUCCAACAUGCCCCCACACCCUCCUCCGCCCGGCUGCGGCCCCCAGCCUAACUACCCCCCUCCCCCUCCCCCUCCCGGCUCUGAAGGGUAUUUACAUGAGUCUCAGUUCCCUUCUGGAAACCCUCCGCCUCAGGCGGCCCCUAACGGUUACACGGUCCAGACGCAUGGGCCCACCGGCUCGAUGCCUCAUCCUCCCGUGGGUUACCUGCAGCUCGGAUAUCCACUCCAACUGCAGCCUUGCACUGCUUAUGUACCUGUGUAUCCCAUCGGAACAGGGGGCCAGCCUUACAUGCCUAAUGGUACACCCCAUGCAGGUGUUGCGCCAGGGCAGGUGCCAAUGCAAAUGCCCCCUGGCGUUGCUCUAAUGGAGCCGCGGCGGCCCCCUCACGACUACCUGCCCAUCGCAGUGCUCACCACCAUCUGCUGCUUCUGGCCCACAGGCAUCAUCGCCAUCAUCAAAGCCGUGCAGGUACGUACAGCUGUCGCUCGGGGCGACAUGGUGUCGGCGGAGAUCGCGUCACGCGAGGCACGUAACUUCUCCUUCAUCAGCCUGGCAGUGGGCAUUGCCUCCAUCGUGCUCUGCACCAUCCUGACGGUGGUGGUGAUCAUCGCCUCGCAGCACCACGACGAAGACUGGGAGCCGUAGACCCGACCCAAAAGCCGCACCACACUACGGACUGAAGGCGGUACAGCCAGUAUUCUGCUCAUCA
Molecule: messenger RNA, 1437 nt
Organism: Ictalurus furcatus (blue catfish)
Lineage: Eukaryota; Metazoa; Chordata; Actinopteri; Siluriformes; Ictaluridae
Gene: prrt1
Product: proline-rich transmembrane protein 1
Exons: 4
Coding region: 627-1373 (248 amino acids)
Cellular component (GO): membrane
Source: RefSeq, a predicted model, not a curated record